AUCUUCUCCUUCUUCCUCCUCUUCCCCGUCGAACUUGGCAGUGCCUCGGUCGAACUUUGAGCGCAGUGCAGCGUUCCUUACUCCGACGUCGUUCGGCGGCUCUUCCUCGACACUCCGAGCUUCAAUCCACGUCCAUAGCCCGAUAUUCCAGAAUUUUCUUUUCUUUUCAAUUAUCAACUUGGCAUCUUUGCCUUGGUAUAUUGUUGCUUGCAAUCUUCCCAAUGGAAACUCCAGCUUCUUCACCGCCUCUGCAUAUUUUAGUUCGCGAACCCGAAGGGUUCUCUGUGUGGAAUGGACCCCCAUUUGCUAAUGGUCAACCCAGCGUCAAGCUCGAGAGAACUCCAUGCAAGAACACCAUGUUCAGCGAAGAUGGUUCCAGGCUGAUGGUGAUAAAGUCUGACUCCACGAUUGGCGUGUAUGACUGUAGCAACUUAAAGGAAAUCAGGAAUUUCGAGAUCUCCAAUUUGGCCACGGCAGCAUUGUCCCCGCGCGGGACCUAUCUCCAGACUUUCCAUAAAUCCUCAACUCCACAGGAGAAGAAUGUGAUCUUGUGGAAAGUGGCAUCUGGGGAGUCUGUCUAUCAGCUAUUCCAGAAGAACCUGACCAAAACGACAUGGCCCUCAAUCCGAUUUAGUUCUGAUGAAGCUGUUGCGUGUCGACUUGCAACAAAUGAGAUACAAUUUUUUGAUGGUAGUGACUUUUCGAAAGGUUUCAAAUAUAGGCUGAGAGUUCCUGGAGUUACUGCAGUUGAGCUGUCGAAAACUCCGGGGUCCCAUGUUGCAGCAUUUGUUCCAGAGUCUAAGGGUGUUCCUGCCAGUGUCCAAAUAUUUGCUUGUAGGGAGGAUCUGCAGAGUCAAUCUGUUGCACGGCGAAGUUUCUUCCGCUGCUCAUCGGUGCAACUGCACUGGAAUUCUGGGUCAACUGGACUUCUGGUUGUGGUGCAGUCUGAUGUUGAUAAAACCAACCAGAGUUACUAUGGGGAAUCAAAGCUAAACUACUUGACAACAGAUGGGACCCAUGAAGGGCUUGUGCCUCUUCGUAAAGAGGGACCUAUUCAUGAUGUUCAGUGGUCGUAUUCUGGUUUGGAAUUUGCUGUUGUUUACGGAUUCAUGCCGGCAAAGGCUACCAUUUUUGACAAGAAGUGCAAUCCGCUCCUUGAGCUUGGAACAGGCCCUUAUAAUACCAUCAGAUGGAAUCCGAAGGGGAAGUUUAUAUGUUUGGCAGGUUUUGGUAACUUACCUGGUGACAUGGCAUUUUGGGAUUACAGGGAGAAGAAACAGCUGGGAACAACAAAAGCUGAAUGCUCUGUAACAAGUGAGUGGUCGCCAGAUGGCUGCUAUUUUAUGACUGCCACAACAGCUCCAAGACUACAAGUUGAUAAUUGUAUUAAAAUGUUCCACCACAACGGAUCACUAUUCUUUAAGAAGAUGUUUGACAAGUUAUACCAGGCUGAAUGGAAACCAGAAUCACCCGAGAGAUUUGGUGAAGUUGCCGAAUUGAUAAAGUCUGUUGACUCUCUAAAGGUGGAAGAAAGAAAACCACAAGGACAAACAGCAAAAUCAACUCAGAAUUCUGCAAAGAUAUCUUCCACCAAUAUGCCUGCACAGAAACCUGCUGCCUAUCGUCCACCAAAUGCUAAGAAUGCAGCUGCCGUCCAGGCAGAGCUGUUUGGAGAGAGCUCUUCGGAAACAUUGAGCAAGAACGCAUUGAGAAACAAGAAGAAAAGGGAGAAACAAAAAGAAAAAAAAGCUGCGGAGGCUGGUGAUUCCUGAUGUGAUAGUUACUGUGAGUUUCAUGUCUAGAAUCUUGGUCAUCGGUUGGAUUUCCCGCGCACAACAAAGGCGCCCCGGUGAAGAACAGCGGCGCAAUGUCUUCUGGCAAUCCCCUUGGAGUGGAGCUCCUCCAAUGAUGCCGGUAUUGGGCUUUUGAGUGAAGAUUGGAAGACUUGACUUGUGAGGAGAUGAUCAGAGUACUUCUUUGCUCUC
Rhodamnia argentea is the source of this 1985-nucleotide messenger RNA. RefSeq names its product eukaryotic translation initiation factor 2A. The coding region runs from base 222 to 1772 and encodes 516 amino acids. Gene Ontology annotation, biological process: translational initiation. The record is from RefSeq and is a predicted model, not a curated record. Gene Ontology annotation, molecular function: tRNA binding; translation initiation factor activity; protein binding. The transcript has 14 exons. Gene Ontology annotation, cellular component: cytosolic small ribosomal subunit. Lineage: Eukaryota; Viridiplantae; Streptophyta; Magnoliopsida; Myrtales; Myrtaceae.